Molecule: messenger RNA, 2208 nt
Organism: Hibiscus syriacus
Lineage: Eukaryota; Viridiplantae; Streptophyta; Magnoliopsida; Malvales; Malvaceae
Product: probable galacturonosyltransferase 14
Exons: 7
Coding region: 383-1984 (533 amino acids)
Molecular function (GO): polygalacturonate 4-alpha-galacturonosyltransferase activity
Source: RefSeq, a predicted model, not a curated record
CCUUAUUCAUUCAUUCUUAUCCUUUCCAUCUUGAUCCAUGGGAAAACAACAAAACAACAAAGUUUAAGCUUCAAUAAUCACGACCCAGACUCAAUAAAUAGAGAGAAAAGAAAUCCAAAUUUUGGUGGGUGUUAAAAAUCCAAUGCGGUGGGGGUCUUUGUCAGAAGAACCAACAACAAAGGGGAGAAUUUUUGAGGAAACCCAGAUCAAAAAAUCAAAGAUUGGACCUGAUGGUGGUAGUGGUUGGACUGGGUGUGGAGAGGAGCAAAGUGAGAGAUUGUGAAGCAGCGGCAGCUGGUUUUUAUAUUGAAAAGCGAGGGAAUGCGUUUUUGGAUAGAGUAGAGAAGAUUUGUUUAUAUGUGGUGGGGCCGCAUAGAGAAGGAUGCAGCUUCACAUCUCGCCUAGCAUGAGAAGUAUAAAGAUAUCAAGCAACAAUGGGUUUACAAACUUAAUGAAGAUCAAAGUGGCAGCUAGGCAUAUUUCCUACCGGACCCUGUUCCACACCAUUCUCAUUCUCGCUUUCUUGUUGCCUUUUGUCUUCAUUCUUACUGCUCUUGUUACCCUUGAAGGUGCCAACAAGUGCUCCUCACUUGAUUGCUUAGGCAGACACCUAGGACCGAGGUUUCUUGGGAGAGUUGAUGAUUCAGGAAAACUAGUUAAGGACUUUUAUAAGAUCCUCAAUCAAGUAAUCACUGAGGAAAUCCCUGAUGGUCUAAAGCUUCCAGAUUCGUUUAGUCAACUAGUUUCUGAACUGAAGAACAACCAAUAUGACGCAAAGAAUUUUGCAUUCUCGUUAAGAGCAAUGAUGGAGAAACUUGAAAGAGAAAUUAAGGAAUCUAAAUUUUCAGAGCUGACAAAUAGGCACUUUGCUGCAAGUUCUAUACCAAAAGGCCUAUAUUGUCUUUCUUUGCGUUUAACUGAUGAAUACUCUACCAAUGCCUAUGCACGCAAACAACUACCUCCACCUGAGCUCCUCCAUGUGCUCUCUAAUAACUCUUACUGCCACUUUGUCUUGUCAACGGACAACAUAUUGGCUGCAUCUGUAGUUGUUACUUCUGUUGUCCAGUCAUCACUAGAACCUGAAAAGGUCGUCUUUCAUGUCAUCACUGACAAGAAAACUUAUGCGGGUAUGCAUGCUUGGUUUGCACUAAAUCCAGUAGCACCUAUCAUAGUUGAAGUGAAAGGUCUUCACCAGUUUGAUUGGUUAACUAGAGAGAAUGUUCCAGUGCUUGAAGCAGUAGAGAGCCAUGAUGGUAUCAGAAAUUACUAUCAUGGAAAUCAUAUUGCAGGGGCAAAUCUCUCUGAUACUUCUCCUCGAAAAUUCGCUUCAAAAUUGCAGGCGAGAAGCCCAAAGUACAUAUCCUUGCUCAACCAUCUCAGGAUAUAUUUACCCGAGCUCUUUCCAGACAUCGACAAAAUAGUUUUUUUGGAUGACGAUGUUGUGAUCCAACGUGAUUUGUCUCCACUUUGGAAGAUUGAUCUACAAGGAAAGGUUAAUGGAGCUAUAGAAACUUGUAAAGGUGAAGAUGAGUGGGUCAUGUCAAAACAUUUCAAAACCUACUUUAACUUUUCUCAUCCCCUUAUAGCCAAGUAUUUGGAUCCUGAUGAAUGUGCAUGGGCUUAUGGAAUGAAUAUACUUGAUCUCCGUGCAUGGAGAAAAACAAAUAUAAGAGAAACAUAUCAUUUCUGGCUGAGAGAGAACCUGAAGUCAAACUUGACCAUGUGGAAGCUUGGAACUCUACCACCUGCUCUGAUUGCUUUUAGAGGCUAUGUUCAUCCUAUCGACUCAUCAUGGCAUAUGCUAGGCUUGGGCUAUCAGAGUAAGACCAAGAUCGAGAACGUGAAGAGAGCUGCAGUUAUUCAUUACAACGGCCAGGCAAAACCAUGGUUGGAGAUUGGCUUCGAACACCUUCGGCCAUUUUGGACCAAGUAUGUGAACUACUCCAAUGACUUUGUUAGGAGCUGUCACAUUUUGCAAUGGUAGUUAAGCAACUAGAGGGUUUAGAAGGAACGGAAUACGUAGAAGAGACACAAGCAAGCCAAGAAAGCAACAAUUUUGACAACAGGAUUGAUUGGUUCUAUUAACAUUUUUUUAGGAAGGACCUGCUGGGAUUCUGUUAGUUUGUAACAUAGCAAGCAAUGUUUUUCUGGGUUCUCAUACUGCUUUUCCUACGUACUUCUUUGGAAUAAGCUGAGGUGCAAAUACAC